UUGCAUGAGGCUCUAUGGAAGGGGGGAGAAAGUGGGAGGGAGAACGGAGCUCCGGGAGAGGAAGAUCCCGCUGCCAGGAUCCACCACAACGCCAGUUCGCAACGGUCACGGUGCUAGAGACGACGGUCCCUCUCCGAUUUCACCAGAGUUAUACACAGAGAGUAACACAGCUGGGCGUAUUUUUCUUUUUUGUUUAAAAUUUGAAGCCUUCUAUCCUGUACUUUUCAAUUUACGACGUUCGGCAUUAAUCAAAAGGAGCCUGCCGUCUUUUAUCGCCGUUAAAGAUGCCUCCGGGUGCCGGAGAAAAGUCGGCCGUCUGGCUCUUGGCCCUUUUCGUAAUCACACUGCCGAUUGUUUUGGCACAAGUUCCGCAAGCCAAAACGAACGUUCGCGAAAAGGAGAAACAAAUCCUGGACAAAAUUCUGCAGCCCAACCUUUACGAUAGAAGAAUCCGUCCAUCAGGAGCCAAUGGAACAGAUGGACCAACGAUUGUCGUCAUCAAUUUGAUGUUCCGCAGUUUCCCGACCAUUAGCGACAACAAGAUGGAAUAUUCGACCAUCUUGACGUUCCGAGAAGAAUGGCUGGACGAGAGACUCAAGUACAACGAUUUCAAUGGCAAAAUCAAAUAUCUGACGCUAACGGAUCCCUACAAAGUCUGGAUGCCCGACCUCUUCUUCUCCAACGAGCGUGAGGGACAUUUUCACGAUAUCAUCGUCCCCAACGUUUACGUCCGCAUCUUUCCCAACGGCGCUGUCCUCUACAGUAUUCGUAUAUCACUGACGCUUUCGUGUCCGAUGAACCUCAAGUUGUAUCCGCUCGACAGACAAACAUGCACUCUCUCCAUGAUCAGCUACGGAUGGACCACCGAAGAUUUGGUGUUCCAGUGGAAGCAGGUCGAUCCUGUUCAAGUGGCGAGAAACAUGCACCUACCACGUUUCAUCCUCGAAAAGUUCCAGACGGAUUUGUGCAACAGCAUCACCAACACAGGCGAGUACUCGUGUCUGAAAGUGAACUUGCUGUUCAAACGCGAGUUCUCCUACUACCUGAUCCAGAUCUACAUUCCCUGCUGCAUGUUGGUCAUCGUCUCGUGGGUUUCAUUCUGGCUGGAUUCGAAUGCCGUUCCGGCUCGCGUCUCGCUAGGAGUGACCACUCUACUCACGAUGGCCACCCAAACGACCGGCAUCAAUAACUCUCUGCCGCCCGUCUCCUACACAAAGGCAAUAACGCGCGUGUUUAUUACUAUACUCCGCCGCACAGGACGGCAAUCGACUCAUUUCCGAGUUGUUUUCCGUCCUGCCGGAAGAGAGCAAGAGUGGCUGAAUAUGAUAUCUAUAUGGGAAGAGCUAAUCGACACGGGGCGCGGGUGUAUUUUGCUUCGAAUUCAUUAUACACAGGCUAUUGACGUGUGGACGGGUGUUUGUUUGACGUUCGUGUUUGGCGCUCUGCUGGAGUUUGCGCUGGUCAAUUACGCCUCGCGUUCGGACGCCCACCGGGAGAAACUGAAAAAGCAAAGGCGCCAGUGGGAAAUGGAAAGGGAGCGGGACCAACAAGCCCUGGUGAUGGAGGCCGCAGCCGCAGCGGCCGUUGUCGAAAGCCGGAUGGAUGACGGCUCCACUACAUUUGCCAUGAAACCAUUACCUCGACUACGAAAUGACGGCAUCUCGCUAGACAAGUCACGUCCCCAGCAUUCAACUUACGACUUCCACCUCGGGAUCCGGAGCUCCUCCGCCAGUAAUAAUUCAAACUGUUGGCGAUCGUGGAUCUCCAAAUUUCCGUCGCGCUCCAAGCGCAUUGACGUCAUCUCUCGCAUCAUCUUCCCGGUAAUGUUUGCACUUUUCAACUUGAUCUACUGGUCCACCUACCUCUUCCGUGAAGGAAGUGAAGAAGAGUAAAGCAAAGAAAACAAAUAGAAAUGGCCGGCCGGACUGUUUAAGAAACUGAAGAGCUGAACCUUUCUAUAGCUCUUUUCCGUAUUACGUAUUUCAUCGUGUCUCUCGCGUUCCAACCCUCCAUCGCUCUCCUCUAUUUGUUAUUUCAACAAGACAUUUGAUUACCAAUGUCGCGCUCAACCAAAUUUCAGAGCUAAAAAUGAAGAAAGGUUGUUCUAAGAAGAAAAACAAAUUACAAAAGAAAAGAUGGUAUGAUGACACACUGCUCAGAUUUUGAAUUUGAAUUUGUACUGUACACGUUGGCUGUCACUCUUGUAUAACUAAAGAAAAUCUAUUCGAUUCAGUAACUAUUUUCUCAAUGUGUGAUUUGUGACAUUUUCCUUUUUGGCGCCAGACGGUUUCCAGCAACAAUUGCUGGCCCACGUGCCAUUCGUUAUCAAACGGAAAACGCCCUUCCUAGUCAUCAAAUGUCACCAAAUUCAAACUGAUCAAAUCUGCUGUUGUCUGUUCGACGUUAUAAUAUAUCAAUCAAAUAGCUGUUGUCGUGUAAGCUUUUAUUCCCUCCGUUCAAAGGUGUUUCCCCCACACUAUUUGAUGAUAUUCAUGAACAAAAAAAGAUAAUAAAUAAAAAUUAAUUCAAUACA
Molecule: messenger RNA, 2533 nt
Organism: Daphnia pulex (common water flea)
Lineage: Eukaryota; Metazoa; Arthropoda; Branchiopoda; Diplostraca; Daphniidae
Product: glutamate-gated chloride channel-like
Exons: 10
Coding region: 285-1892 (535 amino acids)
Biological process (GO): nervous system process; chloride transmembrane transport; chemical synaptic transmission
Cellular component (GO): synapse; neuron projection; membrane
Molecular function (GO): chloride channel activity; neurotransmitter receptor activity; transmembrane signaling receptor activity
Source: RefSeq, a predicted model, not a curated record